AAAAUGCAUGACAACGAUGGUCAGCCAUUAGUUUUUACAUCCGGAAGGUGGGGCUUUUGUCACUGAAACGGGUUAGCAUUUUUAGAGAACCAAUGCAUCGAUAUGGUCAAUUAAUGCAAGCUUCCAGAUAACAUCAACAACAGGCAGAAAUACAUAUCCUGCAUCGGAUGUGUCAAGAGUGCUGAGAAGUCUGCGUGAAGAGGGAGCGUCCCAGAGGGAAACAAAGACCACUCAAAUCAUGGCAACCAGUAAAAGUAAAAACCAGAGUUCACUUGCUCUGCACAAAGUGAUAAUGGUGGGCAGUGGCGGUGUGGGGAAGUCUGCCCUCACCCUACAGUUUAUGUAUGAUGAGUUUGUGGAGGACUAUGAGCCCACCAAGGCUGACAGCUACAGAAAGAAAGUGGUUCUGGAUGGAGAAGAGGUCCAGAUCGACAUCUUGGACACAGCCGGCCAGGAGGACUAUGCUGCCAUCAGGGACAACUAUUUUCGCAGCGGAGAGGGCUUCCUGCUCGUUUUCUCCAUCACCGAGCAUGAGUCAUUCACUGCCACCGUAGAGUUCAGGGAGCAGAUCCUGCGAGUGAAAGCAGAGGAGGAUAAGAUCCCGCUCCUCCUGGUUGGAAAUAAGUCGGACCUGGAGGAGCGUCGGCAGGUGUCCGUAGACGAGGCCCGUGGUAAGGCUGAAGAGUGGGCUGUCCAGUACGUCGAGACAUCCGCAAAAACCAGGGCCAACGUUGACAAGGUAUUCUUUGACCUGAUGCGUGACAUACGGGGGAAGAAAAUGUCGGAAAACAAAGACAAAAAUGGAAAAGGAAAGAAUAAGAAAAAAAAGAAGAGCCUCAGAGAGAGAUGUUGUCUACUCUGAGUUCCUCUAGGACCUUAAUAUUGCACAGGACAGCUGCCAAGAAGGGGGAGUCGAGCAGAUCAUUUCUGACAUUGCCAUUAUUAUCAUUUUUAAAUCAAUAUAAAUUUUGUGUCUUAAAUACUUUUGGGGGGGCUGCUGUGCAAUUGGAAACUAACCACUGUCCUGACUGACUACAGUGCCCGAUGAACUGCCACUGACACGCUUUAUCUCCAGACAUCCUCCUCAUGUAUGGAACUCAAGACACUGCCUUUGACUCCGCCCUAGAGGAAGUCACCCAUCAAUUAGUGCCCAUACGGUCUUUAGUUUGCAUUAUUGAUUGUCUCAUUUUACUACAAGCUCUGAAACUUUUCAAUUUGUUGUUCAAUUUAACCAAAUUUACAGCACAUAUAUUUUUUGUAAUUAUUAUUCAGGAUUUGUUUUCAUAUGCCUUUCAUAUGGGGCCAAAUAUCUACCAUUGCCAUUAUGUUUUCCACUAAAAAGUUCCACUUUGUUUUUGCAUAAGGUGCUCCAUCAUAUUGAUGUCAUGUGACCCUUCCCACAUCCCUGUACAUGCACUACAACGUCUAUUUCCUCAUGGGAGCGUUUUUGACAACAAUAUUGCUGAAAAUGUUUUAAAAAGCUGUUAAAGUGGGGCUUAUAUUUUAAUAUUUUUCACAACUGUGGUAAUCAUUCCUUGUCACUUGUUCUCCAUGUUCUAUGUUUCUAUGCUAUAUAUUUCCCAUGACUGACUAUGCUUUUAUUUCUAUGCUGUAAUUGUUAAAAUAAAUGUUUUUAUAUAUACACUGGA
This is a messenger RNA of Doryrhamphus excisus (bluestripe pipefish), 1649 nucleotides long. RefSeq names its product RAS like proto-oncogene Ba. Gene Ontology annotation, molecular function: GTP binding; GTPase activity. The record is from RefSeq and is a predicted model, not a curated record. Lineage: Eukaryota; Metazoa; Chordata; Actinopteri; Syngnathiformes; Syngnathidae. Gene Ontology annotation, cellular component: membrane. Gene Ontology annotation, biological process: signal transduction.